This is a messenger RNA of Neoarius graeffei (lesser salmon catfish), 2407 nucleotides long. RefSeq names its product solute carrier family 25 member 40 (gene slc25a40). Gene Ontology annotation, biological process: mitochondrial transmembrane transport. Bases 377 to 1417 code for a protein of 346 amino acids. The transcript is spliced from 12 exons. The record is from RefSeq and is a predicted model, not a curated record. NCBI's taxonomy places the organism in Eukaryota, Metazoa, Chordata, Actinopteri, Siluriformes, Ariidae.
GAAAGCAAAACGUGAACUACAAUGUGAAUACAUACAUGUAUGAGAUGGAGAGGGUUUGUAGGGUUGUUAGAGGGGAGUGAGUUUGUAUUUUUCUCCGAUUUAGCCUACCUAAUGUUGUCAUCGUGGAGAUGUAUUUUAACCCGAGUUAAUAUUAUUAUUAUAAAAGUUAAUAAGAAUUCGUUUAACCAGGAAAACAGCUUCAGGACAUGAAAGUGUUGUUGAAGAUUGUUGGGCUGGAUUUAGAAGAGGGGUUCACUACAAGGGAACAACAUUGUUCUUGAAUGAAUUAAGAAAGUCUAAACCAAGGAAUUGAACCAGCAACCCUUUGGGUCCAAGGCUGCAUCUCUAACCUUCAGGCCAGAACAGGCUGUUUGAGAUGACUUCUCAGAGUUUUCAGGGCAACAAGGACAGUAUAACCCCAGUUCAGCAGAUGGUGGCUUCUUGUUCUGGGGCUUUGCUCACGUCAUUGUUUGUUACUCCUCUAGAUGUCAUAAAGAUCAGACUCCAGGCACAGACCAAUCCUUUAGUGAAAGGUAAAUGUUUUGUGUAUUGCAAUGGCCUGAUGGAUCAUAUAUGCAUGUGUGAAAAUGGGAACGGGAAAGCCUGGUACAAACCUCGAGGUCAUUUUAACGGCACGCUGGAUGCCUUCAUCAAGAUUGUACGCAUGGAAGGGAUCAAGUCGCUGUGGAGUGGCCUCCCUCCAACACUAAUUAUGGCAGUUCCGGCGACAGUGAUCUACUUCACCUCUUAUGAACAGCUCUGUGCUGCUCUCAGGCUCCGAAUGGGAGAAAGGGCAGACAUGGCACCGCCGUUAGCUGGCGCAUCAGCUAGAGUGGGUGCCGCGACUCUGAUCAGUCCGUUAGAGCUGAUCCGCACUAAGCUGCAGUCAGAGAAGCAGUCGUACAGACAGCUGAGCACUGUGAUCCGCUCGGCCGUACGCACUGAAGGCUGGCUCGCUCUCUGGAGGGGUCUCGGGCCUACGCUGUUCAGGGACGUACCGUUUUCAGCUAUGUACUGGUACAGCUAUGAGAACGGUAAAGCCUGGCUGUGUCGCUACAACAAGACGACUGAGCCAACUUUCAGCAUCGCCUUCAUCUCAGGAGCGGUGUCCGGCUCUAUCGCAUCAAUCGUAACACUGCCGUUUGACGUGGCGAAGACCAGGAGGCAGGUGGAACUGGGUGAACUGCAGGCGAGGAGAUUGUCACCCCAAGCUUCAGCUUCAACCUAUAAUGUGAUGAAAAGAAUCGUGGCAGAGAGCGGCGUUAAAGGGCUAUUUGCAGGUUUCAUGCCUCGGCUGAUAAAAGUGGCUCCAGCUUGUGCUAUAAUGAUAAGCAGUUAUGAGUUUGGCAAGGCCUUCUUCCGCAAACAGAACCAAGAGAGCGGACGAGUUCUCACGCUACAUAACACCAGCACCUAAUUACGCCAUCUGUGACACACACACACACACACUCUCUCUCUCUCUCUCUAAAACUUUAAACACACACUUUUCCAGACAAAUAAUAGAUCCAUAAAUUCCAUGUGUGAAGAAAUUUUGGCACCCUAAAUACCUUCACGUUUAGCUUUAUGGAUAAAAAAUAAAUCACUCUGAUAAACCUGUAUGAUGCAUGUUUGAGAAUUACACAGCAAUAAAAGCAAACACUUAAAUAAUUAAGUUAUUCCAUGACAUUGAGUCAUACGUGAGCCGAAAGCUGACGAAGCGCGUAACAUCAAGUUGGCUAUAAGCCAUGUACGAUGAGUGAGUGGAAUAACUGUUUUAUUCUAUCCACAUUCACUGGAUUUUGGGAAACGGAGCAUUUUCAUUUUUAGUUUUUUGCAAAUUCAAUAAAUAAAAAUUUUAUACAAAACAUCCGACAAAACCAUUUCCACUCAGAAUGUAAACAAACCGGCGAAAUGACAAUAGCAAUUCAUGAAAAAUGAUAUAAUUAUUAUUUUUUUUUUUUUUAAAGAUACGUUCUUGUCAUCAAAUACUUUUAUUCCAUAUUUUGAUGCUUUUGGGGGGGGGUUCAAAUAGUUUUUAUUUCGUCCUCGGUUGGCUCAGCAACACGCGCUGCCAUUUUGUUUUUCUCUACUCAUGGUAUAUGAGCUGAUAUCCUAGUAGUAGAGUAGCCAAUCAGAGUGCGCGAUUGCUCAUCCAGUGAAUGUGGACAGAGUAAUGCUGAAUAUUUCAUAUCUGAAGUAUAGUACUUGUACUUUGUGUCCAGUUAUAUUGUAUUAGCUGUAUUGCUAAUGUCUUCAUUGUGGAAACGCUUCUAUAUUAUUUUGGUGCAUAGAAAUAGACUUAUUUUCAUUAAGUCUAUUUCAAGCCAUCCAAGUAAGAUGCACUAUAUCCGAAGCUCAUUUUCAUGUCAGGAUGUGAAUGCAUCUUAUGCAUUUGAUCAAUUAUGAUUAAAUACUUUGAAUGAUAUUA